Messenger RNA from Daucus carota subsp. sativus, 3561 nucleotides. Its product is annotated as nucleolin 1. Gene Ontology annotation, cellular component: cytoplasm; nucleolus; nucleus. Lineage: Eukaryota; Viridiplantae; Streptophyta; Magnoliopsida; Apiales; Apiaceae. Bases 126 to 3428 code for a protein of 1100 amino acids. The transcript has 30 exons. Gene Ontology annotation, molecular function: U1 snRNP binding; mRNA binding. Gene Ontology annotation, biological process: mRNA processing. The record is from RefSeq and is a predicted model, not a curated record.
GACCGAGCUAGCAAUGCAAACACCGCGGCAAUGAGAUUAUGAGAUUGAGAGAUCACUCACUUCCCCUAUAAAUCAUUUCCUAGGGUUUUUCCGCUUCUUGUAAGCACCAUAAUCAGCACUCUGAAAUGGCCAAAUCUACGAAGAAAUCAUCCUCUACAGCGGACGGAGCUCCAUCUGUAGCUGCAAAAACAAUGACGAAAGGUAAGCGAGGAGCUGAAGUAGAGAUGCGAGUGGUUACCAAAAAACCGAAGAAAGAGGAAAAGGAAUUGAAGAAUGAGGCUGUCAAAAUGAUAAUCGAGAAUAAAACUGUGAAGAGAAGUAAAAGGAAGGAAUCUAGUUCUUCGUCGUCAGAUGAUUCUUCAGAGGAAGAACGGAAGCCUGCUUCUAAGCAACCUGUGCCAAAAAAAUCACAAGAAACAAAUGGAAUUAAGAGUAAGAGGAGCAAGAAAGGUGAAACCAGUUCCUCGGAAUCUAGUUCAUCCUCGGAGGAUGAAUCGUCAUCUGAGGACGAACAGAAGGUUAAACCCUCUGUCAAGCAACCUUUGCCGAAGGUUAGGAGUAAGAAAGACGAAACCAGUUCCUCGGAGUCUAGUUCAUCCUCGGAGGAUGAAUCUUCAUCUGAGGACGAACGAAAGGUUAUAUUUUCUGGCAAGCAACCUUUGCCAAAGGUUAGGAGUAAGAAAGGCGAAACCAGUUCCUCGGAAUCUAGUUCAUCCUCGGAGGAUGAAUCCUCAUCAGAGGACGAACGAAAGGUUAAACCUUCUGGCAAGCAACCUUUGCUGAAGGUUAGGAAUAAGAAAGGCGAAACCAGUUCCUCGGAAUCUAGUUCAUCCUCGGAGGAUGAGUCGUCAUCUGAGGACGAACAAAAGGUUAAAUCUUCUGGCAAGCAACCUUUGCCAAAGGUUGCACAACAAAAGACGGCAAGUAAGACCAAGCAGAGUAAGAAAGAGGAUUCUAGUACCUCCUCAGAGUCUGAUUCCUCAUCAGAGGAAGAACCAGAUGUCAAGCCUGCUGCGAGGCUAUCUGCAAAGCCAACAAUAGAGCCUAGGAGUAAAAAACAGGAAUCUAGUUCUAGUUCAUCCUCGGAGGAUGAUUCUUCAUCUGAGGACGAACAAAAGAAUAAACCUGCGGCCCAGCAACCUGUGCCAAAGGUUGCACAACGAAAGGCAGAAAGUAAGAGCAUGCAGAGUAAAGAAGACGAGUCCAGUACCUCCUCAGAUGAUGAUUACUCAUCAGAGGACGAACCAAAUGUUAAACCUACUGGCAAGCAACCUUUGCCGAAGGUUAGGAGUAAGAAAGGUGAAACCAGUUCCUCGGAAUCUAGUUCAUCCUCAGAGGAUGAAUCAUCUGAGGACGAACGAAAGGUUAAACCUUCUGGCAAGCAACCUUUGCCGAAGGUUGCACCACAAAAGACGGCAAGUAAGACCAAGCAGAGUAAGAAAGAGGAUUCUAGUACCUCCUCAGAGUCUGAUUCCUCAUCAGAGGAAGAACCGAAUUUUAAGCCUGCUGCGACGCAAUCUGCAAAGACAACAAUAGAGACUCGGAGUAAAAAACAGGAAUCUAGAUCUUCUAGUUCAUCCUCGGAGGAUGAUUCUUCAUCUGAGGACGAACCAAAGAAUAAACCUGCUGCCCAGCAACCUGUGCCAAAAGUUGCACAACAAAAGACAGAAAGUAAGAGCGUGCAGAGUAAAAAAGAGGAGUCCAGUACCUCCUCAGAUGAUGAUUCCUCAUCAGAGGACGAACCAAAUGUUAAGCCUGCUGCUAGGCAAUCUGCAAAGAUAAAAGUUGAGACUAAAAGGAAAAAACAGGAAUCUAGUUCUUCUAGUUCAUCCUCAGAGGAUGAUUCUUCUUCCGAAGACGAACCAAAGGGUAAACCUUCUGCCAAGCAACCUCUACCAAAGGUUGCACAACAAAAUUCAGAAAGUAAGACUAAGCUGAGUAAGAAAGAGGAGUCCAGUACCUCCUCAGAGGAUGAACCAAAUAACGGUACUGUUACAUCGGUGGUGGUUGCAAAAAAUGGCACCAGUGGAAAACAUGCUACUAGUAAGGUGGCAGAUAGCAGUUCAGAUGACUCGGGUAGUGACUCUGAAGGGGGCAAAGGAUCGAAAAACAAAGCACCUGUGGUAGCUGUUGCAGCCAAGAUGGACGUGUCUAGUGAGGAAUCUGAUUCAGACGAUAGCAGCGAUUCAGAUGAUGAUGAACUAAAAGCCAAGCCUCGCCGGAAACAGGUCCCUGUUGGUGCUCUUUUAAAGAAGGACUCUGCUACAAGUAAUAAGAAAGAUGAGUCAAGUGAUGAUUCUGAGUCGAGUGAUAGCAGUAGCUCAGAUGAUGAUUCUCCGGUACCUAAUGCAGCUCUCUCAGAAAAGGCAUCUUCAAGAACUGCAAGCAAAAGGAAGUUGAGCACUAAAGUUGACAAUGAGGAAGAUAGCUCUUCAGAAAGUGAGGAAGAGGAGCCUAAGAAGAAAAAGAUGAAAGUUCAGGAGAGCAGCUCUGAGGAAUCUUCAGAUGAUGGGACUUCAAAGGAUGAAGAGAAAAAAGUUCCGAAGACUCCAAGACAAAAGGAUGCUGAUGAAGUCGUGGUAGAUGCAGAAUCUGUCAAGACAGAAACCAAGAAAACUCCUCAGACCCCCGGCGCUCUACAAGUUAAAGCCUCAGGGACUAAAACACUUUUUGUUGGCAAUUUAGCAUUCUCUGUCGAACGAGCCGAUGUGGAGGAUUUCUUUAAAGAUGUUGGUGAAGUUGCUGACGUCCGUUUUGCUGUAGAUGGAGAUGGAAAUUUUAGGGGUUUUGGUCAUGUUGAAUUUUCCACAAUUGAGGUAGCUCAAGAGGCGAUGGAGUUAAAUGGUCAAACUUUAUUGGGUCGACCCAUUAAACUGGACUUUGCUCGGGAAAGGGGUGCUUACACUCCAAGCAGCGGCAAAGAAAACUCUUAUCAAAAGGGAGGUCCAACGCAAGUGCAUACUAUAUUUGUACGAGGUUUUGAUACAAGUGGUGAUGAGAAUAAAAUCCGCAUUGCACUAAAACAACAUUUUGAAACUUGUGGUGAUAUUUCAAGAAUCUCAGUUCCCAAAGAUUAUGAAAGUGGUGCUGUGAAAGGGAUUGCCUACAUGGAUUUCAAGGACAGUGAUGGUUUCAAAAAAGCUCUGGGACUUAAUGAUACUGAAUUUGGUGAAAGUUACUUGACUGUGGCAGAGGCAAAGCCGAGAGGUGACAGCGGAGGUGAAACUAGAGGUGGAAGGAGCGGUGGUCGGUUUGGGAAUAGAAGUGGCGGCGACAAGUUUGGCAGUCAUGAUGGUGGUGAUAGAUCUAGAGGUGUGCGUGGCGGUCGAAGUGUCCGAGGAGGGACUCGCGGUAGAGGACGUGGAGGACCUGCCAGACCUAGCAUGGCUACAGUUGGUACAGGAAAGAAGACGGUAUUUGAUGAUUGAAUAACAAGUCUUUAUGCCUUGGUGUACUUUUGUUUCUUUUAAAAACCUAGCUUAAUUAUUUUUCUAGGUUGCCUGGCUUAUAUCUUGUUUUCAACGUAUCAGCAGUAAAAUAAAAGAAAUUUGAUUCCAUUGA